Impatiens glandulifera is the source of this 1431-nucleotide messenger RNA. RefSeq names its product U11/U12 small nuclear ribonucleoprotein 65 kDa protein-like. Gene Ontology annotation, cellular component: U12-type spliceosomal complex. Gene Ontology annotation, molecular function: U12 snRNA binding; protein binding; pre-mRNA intronic binding. Gene Ontology annotation, biological process: mRNA splicing, via spliceosome. The transcript is spliced from 11 exons. The record is from RefSeq and is a predicted model, not a curated record. Lineage: Eukaryota; Viridiplantae; Streptophyta; Magnoliopsida; Ericales; Balsaminaceae. The coding region runs from base 67 to 1431 and encodes 454 amino acids.
CAAUACUACCGCAGUGAAUGAAUCCUUGUUCAGUUUAGGGCUGCUGCUACAUUAUCAGGACGAGACAUGGAAGAGGGUUCAUCAACUGCUACCCUCUUGGUUCGACACCUUCCGGAAGCUAUUCCUUUUGACACACUUUCUCGCCUCUUUUCCCAUUAUGGCGCCUCUUCUGUUCGUCCUUGCACCCGUGGAAGAGUAAGGAAUUGUGCUUUUGUUGAUUUUAGUAAUGAGUCCUUGGCAUCUCAAGCUCAUCGACAGCUAAAUGGAUUGCGAUUUCUUGGUAAGGUCUUAUCAGUUGAAAAAGCUAGUAAAUCAGGCGAGAAUAUUAAGGAUCAACAGGAGAAAGUCCCAAAAGUGAAUCACUUAUCACCUAUGAUAAACACUCCUUCAGCUAGAGGUCAUUGUCAAGUACCUAUAUUACCGUCCUUUCCAGCUAGUGAACCUAUUGCUGAUAGACUCGGAGUUGACUAUCCUUUUCCUCCACACCUUGAGUAUGCUUACCCACCUCCAGAUGGGAAUAUACUUACAAACAUUGUGAAUGCUCUGAUUGCUGUUCCCCGAUUCUAUACUCAGGUGCUACAUUUGAUGAAUAAAAUGAAUAUUCCUGCACCAUUUCGUAUGGCACUACCCACACCUCCCUUACCACCUACAGAACCAGCCCCCCUACCACCACCUCCACCAUUGCUUCCAUUAGAACUUGCUUCUAAGCCUCCCAUGGCUGACUUAUCCAGUGAUGAGUCUGAGAUGGAAUAUUCAGAUGAGGAGAUUGAUGACAAGUCAGGUUCGUUAAAAAUGAAGGAAGGGAUAGUUCCUAGGUCAAAGCGUAAGAGAGAAACUAUUGUAGGACCUGCCUUUGAUAAAGGUGUGGCUCAUGAAUCUGUGGGACUGAAAUCUUCUGUCUUGGUGCCAAAAGAGAUGCCCAUUAUAAAAAAGAAGAACCUUGUGUUACAGAUAAAGAUUGGGUCGUCCAAACAAACACAAUAUCAACAGAUGGAAGUGGAUGGUAAUAAAGAACCAUCUGAGCAUGAAAAAACAAAUGUGGAUAUCCAACCUUAUGCUACUCCUGAAAUACUUGCCAAAGGAAGGUUGCCUCCAGAGGAAAUAUUAUCUCUUCCAAUGUUUAAGAAUUAUGCGGCUGGAAAUCCCGCUCCUGUGUUGUAUGUGAAGAAUCUGGCAAAAGACGUGGUUGCUGACGAUUUCUUCUACUUAUUCGGAUCACUAUUUGGCAGCAUUGAUGCAGCUAAAUCCGACCUAAUAAUUAAAUUAAUGCAGGAGGGAAGAAUGAGGGGACAAGCUUUUGUGACAUUUCCUUCUAUCGAACUUGCUCAUCGUGCUUUAAAUCUAGUGAAUGGGUACAUGUUAAAAAACAAGUCUAUAAUCAUUCAGUUUGGAAGGAGCUCUACAAACACAAAAUCUAGUGAAUCUAGUUAA